AUGUCUAUACCACAAUUCGAGCUCGCGAACCCCCCAACCGACGCCAUCUCCGCCAUACAAUUCGCGCCCACUUCCCUGCGGCUCCUCGUAGCGUCCUGGGACAAGCAUGUCUACCUUUACGACACCUCGAGUACUGGCGGCCAGCUGCUCAAUAAGUUUGAGCAUCGAGCGCCGGUUCUAGAUGUGUGUUUUGGGGAAGAUGAAGAGGAGGCAUAUACCGCAGGCUUGGAUUGGGAUGUCCGAUGUAUCAACCUCACCACAGGUGCCCAAACGGUUCUCUCCUCCCACGACGCAGGCGUCAAGUCCGUUCUCUACGAUCGACAGCACAAUAUCCUUGUCUCAGGCUCUUGGGACUCGACAUUACACGUUCACCACCUCUCCAAACCUUCUGAUCCACCCGUCAAGAUAUCUCUACCCAAUAAGCCGUUUUCUCUUUCCCUCACAUCCACUAGGCUUGUCGUAGCAAUGGCUUCCAGGGCCUUGCACAUCUACCAACUCGCGGAUCUGGCCUCUGAAUCUGCGGCCUCAGGCAUCGAACCUUGGCAGCGGCGCGAAUCUUCUCUGAAGUUCAUGACGAGAGCAGUGGCUUGCAUGCCCAACGACGAAGGGUACGCAUCUUCCAGCAUCGAAGGCCGUGUGGCUGUUGAAUGGUUCGACCCGUCAACCACUUCUCAAUCUCGGAAAUAUGCGUUCAAGUGCCAUCGUCAACCCUCGCCUGAAGGGGUAGAUGUGGUCUACCCUGUCAAUGCGUUGGCUUUUCAUCCUGUGCAUGGCACCUUCGCUUCAGGCGGCGGAGAUGGCUUCGUCGCGCUUUGGGAUGGCGUUGCCAAGAGGAGGAUCAGGCAGUACCAGCGGUAUACGACUAGUGUGAGUGCAUUGAGUUUUAGCGGGAACGGGAAGUUCUUGGCUGUGGCUGUCAGUCCUGGGUUUGAGGACGGGCGUGAAGGUGUUGGGGAGGGAAUGGUGGGUAUUUUCAUUAGGGAGUUGGGCCAUGGUGAGGCGAAAGGGAAAGGCAUGAAGUAA
This is a messenger RNA of Letharia columbiana, 1023 nucleotides long. RefSeq lists its product as uncharacterized. NCBI's taxonomy places the organism in Eukaryota, Fungi, Ascomycota, Lecanoromycetes, Lecanorales, Parmeliaceae. Gene Ontology annotation, cellular component: mitotic checkpoint complex; kinetochore; bub1-bub3 complex. The record is from RefSeq and is a predicted model, not a curated record. Gene Ontology annotation, biological process: mitotic spindle assembly checkpoint signaling. Gene Ontology annotation, molecular function: ubiquitin binding. Bases 1 to 1023 code for a protein of 340 amino acids. The transcript is spliced from 3 exons.